This is a messenger RNA of Dunckerocampus dactyliophorus (ringed pipefish), 6937 nucleotides long. RefSeq names its product trafficking protein, kinesin binding 1a (gene trak1a). The record is from RefSeq and is a predicted model, not a curated record. The coding region runs from base 2057 to 5284 and encodes 1075 amino acids. Gene Ontology annotation, molecular function: GABA receptor binding. The transcript is spliced from 15 exons. NCBI's taxonomy places the organism in Eukaryota, Metazoa, Chordata, Actinopteri, Syngnathiformes, Syngnathidae. Gene Ontology annotation, biological process: anterograde axonal transport of mitochondrion; endosome to lysosome transport; neurogenesis. Gene Ontology annotation, cellular component: dendrite.
GGGUUUUACAGCCUGAAAACAUUAUAUAUAAUAAUUGCAGACAAAGUUGGCUACUUUGCGGAUUUCACUUAUGGCGGGCUAUUUUGGGAACAUAUAUUUAAUUCAUUCAGAUCUAAGAUGUGUUAUUCUAGUGUUCCCUUUAUUUUUUUGAAGUGUAGUUUUACAAUUAUAGUUUUACAUGCACAAAGCAAUUCAAAAUGCGUUCAUAGAAAUGACGAGUGAAAGGGAUAAAUGAACAUUUAAUGUCCCUUUUAUCUUGAUUGAAUACUUGAUUGUUGAUAUAGAGAGCUAUGAGGCAGCAAGUGAGGGAUGAGCAGAGAUCCACACGGAUGCCACCUUUGUCUUUUCCAAUGAGUUAUUUCUUGAAUUCAAUAGUGUUUGUCACCUUCUUUAUCAAAAUGCUGGCACUUUCAACUUUCAUUGACUCAUAUUGGGUUAUUUUGCAAUCGUGAUAAAAAGAAAAGCAAAGACUGGUGAUGAGUCAACCGCUCAUAGAUGAGCAACGGAGCUAGGUGACAGUGGUAAAUGGUCUUUCACUUGUACACUAAGUCCCCUACUAACGAACAUCCAACGUGCGAACAUUCGGAGAUACGAACACAAGCCGACUGGUCUAUUUUUUCAUGUGUUUUGCCUUAUAAGUCCAUAUUUAUACUGCUACAUGCUUGACCGGCAAACCCAUAUUUAUACUGGUACAUGCUUGACCAGCAGAGGGCACUGUGACACUGCUAAUGGGACCAACAGAUACAGGAAGACGAGGAAGAGGAGAGAGGAAAGCGAAGAGUUUUAUGAUACAACCCGGACAGAGCGUGUGAUUAAAGUUUAUGAAGAGUUAAUAGGCCUGCUUAAUUCUACACCACCCGCAGAACACUACCUCUUUUAGAAGAGUCUAACGACGAUUUGUCCUUUUUUUUUAAUAUCUCCUCCUCCUCCACCACAACCAACGACGUAUGCUCGACCACUCCUCUUCAAAGGUAAAUAACAUUUAUCAUUACGUAUCAUUAUAUCAUUUUUAUUAUUGUUUUUUCAUUAAUUAUCCUCGUUUAAUAUAACUACUGCAUCCAAACUCAUAUUUACAUAUAUACACAUAUACUGUACAGGUAUAUGUAUACACGUAUAUGUAGUACCUAUAUACAGUAAUUGGUAAUAUUACCUUUUCCCCGACUUAAGAACAAUUCGACUUAAGAACGGUCGUCUGGAACCAAUUGUGUUCGUUAGUUGGGGACUUAGUGUAUAGCGCUUUUCCACCUCCAAGGCGCUCAAAGUGCUUUGACACUGUUAGCACAUUUACCGACUGAUGACGCAGCAUCAGGAGCAACUGGGGGUUCAUUAUCUUGCCCAAGGACACAAGACGUUUUGUGAUCUAAAUAUGUUCCGAACACAGUUGAACUCACACAGUAUAUUAAUAAAAAAACAAAAUGCAGACCAUAUUGCAUGCUAAUCGGGAAAUGGAUAUAAGCAAACCAAGGAAAAACAUUUUGGGUACAUUUUUGUUCAUCAUCCUUGUGAUGGUAAACUACUGACAGCUUUUUUACAGUUAUUCUAAUGCAGCAGCCUUCACUGAGUUUUCUUACACUUCCCUUGGCCAUGUCUGUCAUUAUAACAUGUUCAGGCUAAACCAGUCAUUUUUCCCAUUUUCCCAGCACAGUAGCAACACUAGUACCAGAAGCAGUAGUUGACUAGUAGGAAAUGUGCUUAGCACUCUUUGAGCUUUAGUGCAUUUGCAUUGCCAUUAUGUGCAGUUAGUGCAGGGAGUAGAAAGAGUCCUGCUGAGGGAGAGAAGAGGGCUAGUGUGGGGCGGUCCAUGUGGAUCUCGUCAUUGGCAUGUCAAGCAUGGUGAACCAGUUUGGCUCAGCUUUUCCUCUUCACUCCUCCCUCUCCCCUUAACUCCCUGUGUCUCUUCCAGCCAGUGCCGUCCUCAAUAACUUUUAGUCCCCUCUCUACUGUGCUUGCUGUCUCUCGUUCUUUCUCCCCCUUUGUCGUGUCCUUGCCCUCUCCCUGAUUUGUGGAAAAUGUGAUCGGUGAAGGGCACAAGGUUUUUGUUCGAGCGUCAGGCAACAUGAAUGUGUGUAACAAUACUGAUUUGCCAGAGCUUGAGAUUAUUAGCCUUUUGGAGGAACAGCUGCCAGUCUACAAAUUAAGGGCAGACACCAUCUUCGGCUACGAGCAAGAUGACUGGCUGCAUACACCUCUGGUGGACCCCAACUCCGCCCUCGACCUGACAACUGAACAGAUAGAAGAGACCCUCAAGUACUUCUUGCUGUGUGCCGAUAGAGUUGGACAGAUGACAAAGACCUACAGUGACAUUGACGCCGUCACUCGACUGCUUGAAGAGAAAGAGCGUGACUUGGAAUUGGCUGCUCGCAUCGGUCAGUCAUUGCUGAAGAAGAACAAAGCACUGAGCGAGAGGAAUGAACUACUGGAGGAGCAAGUAGAGCACAUACGAGAGGAGGUAUCCCAGUUGCGUCAUGACGUGUCCAUGAAAGAUGAACUGUUACAGUUUUAUACCAGUGCUGCUGAGGAAAGUGAGGGGGAGUCGACCACCUCCACACCUGUGCGACCCAGUGAGAACAACGUGUCAACGCCACCUUUUUUCCCCUUGGACUCUUUGCAGAAGAGACUGAAAGAUUUAGAAGAAGAAAACAAAUGUCUACGAUCUGAGGCAAGCCACUUAGAAACAGAAACCAUCUCCUAUGAAGAAAAAGAACAACAGUUGGUCAAUGACUGUGUAAAAGAACUUCGUGAUGCCAAUGUGCAAAUAUCUUCUCUGGCUGAAGAGCUGGCAAGGAAAUCUGAGGAUGCUUCCAGACAGCAGGAGGAGAUCACUCAUCUCCUCUCUCAGAUAGUAGAUCUCCAGAAGAAGGCCAAAAUGUAUGCUGUGGAGAAUGAAGAACUUACACAACACCUAGGAGCUGCCAAAGAUGCCCAACGACAACUCACUACUGAGUUGCGUGAGUUGCAAGACAAGUAUGCAGAGUGCAUGGAAAUGCUGCAUGAGGCUCAAGAGGAGCUCAAGAACCUAAGAAAUAAAGCCCAUCCACCUAACACACAGAGGCGUUUCCAUUCUCUGGGCUUGUUCCCGAUGGACUCUCUGGCAGCAGAAAUAGAAGGCACCAUGAGAAAAGAACUACAGAUGGAUGACCCAGAUGUGGAGGAGCAAAGACUGCAGCCAAAACGUGUGUUCCAGACAGUUAAAAACCUCAACCUUAUGCGUCAGCAACGUUCAUCACUUGCCCCUUCCCCGCUCAACAUCCCGGGCUCCAAUCAGUCAUCAUGCAUCACUUCGGGCCGCUCCAGCAGGGUUGGCACACCUCGCUCCAAUUCCAUAUAUGGCAGUGAGACAGGAAGUGGGAUUAUUCUGGACAACAGAAGUAGCUGUAUCCUGGAGACUCCAGAUAAUGGGUCAGAGGACUCAAACAAGCGGCACCCUGGAACUCCCGGUACCCCUGGCAGUCGGGACCUGGAGGCAGCACUGCGGCGUCUGUCUCUCCGCCGUGACAACUACUUAUCAGAAAAACGUUUCUUUGAGGAGGAGAGAGAGAGGAAGCUAGCUCACCUGGCCAAAGAGGAGGAAAAAGGAGGCAGUGAAAGUAGUGGAGGCCCUGGGACUCCAACGGAGAGUCUGUUGUCACUGUCCUCUCAUCCAUCAUUGGGCAGCGUGUGGUCGGGAUACUCGUUCACCGCCAGGUCCUACCUGCCUGAGAAGCUGCAGAUUGUAAAGCCGCUGGAAGGCUCUGCUACACUCUAUGCAUGGCAGCAGUUGGCUCAACCCCACAUGGGCGCUCUGCUGGAUCAUCGGCCCGGCGUAGUCACAAAAGGCUUUCGCACUUUCGCACAUGAGCAUGAUGAGGCGGAUGGCUGGCAACUAGACCAACCAGAGGAAGACGAAGUCUCAUGUGACUCAUUCCCAGGCUUAGCAGGAGAGAGCCUCUUAGACCCUCCAUGUUCUACCUCUUCUCCUAUUUGCUGCAACACAAAUGUCAACACUAGUGCCAGUAGCCAGUCAGAAUCACUGCAUGAUGACAGGGCAGGGAAGAGAGAGACAAUUCAAUCAAAAGACGGACAUGUUUUUACCUCUGCAAGCCCACCCCCCUUUUUCCCAGUGCCAUCUUCCUCCAAGAUGAACGGGCAUGUAGACUUCAAGGAGCUUGGCACAUUGGACCACAUUCCUGUUAACUUCCCAGGCAAGUGUGUAUCCCACACUAGCUCCACAUACACCUUCACCACCUGCAGGAUUCUCCAUCCCUCUGACCAGCUGACUUCUGUGUCCCCAAGCCCACCUCUAGUCUCUUGUCAAAGCAGUACUGCAUCUACCCCAGCUCAUGUUGCCUUCUCCGCUCCACAUACGCCCUCCUACACCCCAUGCUGCACCCCACGCCGCCUGUCCCUCUCACUCUCCUUGGCUGAAUCCUCCACCAACCUUCGAGACUCCACCAAGACCACCAGCACCUCACUAGGCCUCGUGCGCCUCCUGCUCGAACACGGGAUCUCCGCCUCAGUGUACAACCCGAGCAGCUGGGACAGAGGGUUGGACACCAGUGGUGCUUCAACGCCACUGAGAGGAGGCCAGACACCAAAGUCGACUGAUACACAAGAGGAGAAUGAAGAUGGACACUUGAAGAAACGCCCAGACACUCUCCUCCUCCAGCCUUCAACUCCUCCAAAUUCCCCCCGGUCCUGUUCCAAAUCUAACACCGCUUGCCCAAUUUUUCACUUCAGUCCCUCCAUUGAUGACCCGCCAUAUUUUGACACUUUCCUUGCCUCCAAGCCGGCACGCAUCAUUCUAAGGGAAGUGUUAGGUGAGGCUGAGAGGGAGCGAGGUGGUCAGACAGAUGACGAAGGCCAAAGUGAGAUGAUGAACCUGAGACUUGUGGAAAAACUGAAAAGAUUCCCUACCCUUCCGCCUCUCGCUGCUUCUGUCUCACCAGCAAGUACUCUGUUAGGCCCAUUCGGACCCACAGGGCUGGGGAGCACUGCACUGGGUGGGGGCCUUCCAGGUCUGAACACAGGACUAAGGAGGAAUAGAAGCUAUCCUGCCAUGGUGGGAGCCAGUAUGGCUAUGAAAGAUCCAGGAGGUCCCCCCACUACUGACAUCCUCAUACCACAUACAAUGCAAACACAGCCCACAGUGCACACACACUCACAGGACACAAGACAAACACAAAGAAAUCACACAGUGUUUACAAAGACACUGAAAACAGACCAGAGACAAACCGACGCUAGUAAAACACUACAGUAUUCAAUUAGCAGUGGAUUAAAUAAUGAGGAUGAAACUAUUCCAUCAUGAAACCAUUAUUGCAACACACAGUAUCCAUUUAUGAACACACACACACACACACACAAAUUCCCAUGAGCAGAUACCAAUGUAUACAUGUGAAGUCUGAAAGGCGACACUACGCCACUAGUACUUCAUUUCAGUCAAUUUACAUGUACGCUGAAUGAACCAGUGAGGCUUAUUUAAUGUCAAAAGGAGGAUGUUGCAAUAUAUUGUACUAUUUAUGCACAAAUCACUUCAGAUUAAAGAAGCAAUCUGGCCUUUAAUUUCUCUCAUUUUCCUUCUCAACUUGAACAGUUGCACCAGGAAUUAGAUUCAAAUGUCCAUACUGGCAUGAAUAUGAUUGACGUGUCCAGGUACUUAAAAAUUUUCAAAUACUGUAAAUGUGACACACAGACGCUGAUUGAAGAAUUGGUUUGUUAACGGCCCUCCUUUCUGCAUCUGUAUCUUACCUUGUCUGUUUUUGAAUGUGGCCUUGACUAUGUCAUUGCAUAGACUGAGGAAGUAUCUCAACGUAUAUUCAGGCAAACAACUGUGUUUAGCAGUUGCUUGCCAUCGAGAACAAUGAUUUAUAAUCAUGUUUAUGUCAAUUGUAUUGAAAAUAUUCAGGUUGCCUCUUUAAUGUGGCUCUAUUGCUGUGACCGAAUGUUCUUAUGUGCCUAAAACGUAAAACAAAAUUUGACUGAUCUCUCGUUGCAUUUAAAAACAUGUAUCCGAAUCUAACGUUGCCCAUAAUAUACUAAACGUGCCCAAAAUAGAGCUGCCAACACAAAUGUGAUGUGGCUUCUGAGCACAAGAACACCUAACAAACACGUGAAAUGAAGUAAUUGUCCAACAUGCCAGAUUUAACACCUUCCAUCCACGUAUAAUUGGGCAGCUGUGAUGCUUUAUGUUGUACUUUAGUUUGACCAAUGAUUGUUGUUAGACUAUUAGUGCUUGAUCACUUUUGAAUGGGUUAAACUACUGGAGCAAUUAUAUAUUUAUCAUUAAAAAUGUAUUUAUUUGGCCAUAAAUAUUUUGGGGGGCAAAAAAUGGAUUUUAAAUGAAGCUAUAGACAUUUUGAGAGUUACUGACUUUUGUCAUAACUGUUUUAAUUAAUUUGGGAAUUCCAGCCAUACAGUAUGUACAUUUGGUUUUGAAAUGGGUUCAUGGGAAAUCUGCAGUAUGAUCCCAGAAUGAUGAUAAAAGAAAGUCUCAUCCAAAGCAUCUCACAUUCCUUUGCGUAGUGUGGUGAUUUUGUAAAGGGAAAUCUGGAUACUUUUGGCUAUGUAUAAAAAUGGGCUUUGCCUAUACAAUAUUUUGUUUGAACUCGAUAAAAAUAUUAAACUUAAAACCCUCAGACACAACGCCGUCUGGCAACAAUAUUUGUGUGUGCGCUUCUGAAUGUAAGAUGUUUUACAAAGUAAUCCUGCUCUACGGCCAUAUAUUUGUGUACAGUCCUGUAUGUUGGUUUACCUUUUUUGCUUUGUGUAUUAGAAUAGGAAUUAUUCCAUUGUUGGUCAUUUAGUCAUGCUACCAUUUUUGUAAAGAAAGUGUAAAAGUAUAAAUGAAUAAAUACAUCGCUUAUUUUGAGUAAGAAAAGAUGAAACUAUUUUCAGGGAUUGAAAGUGUUCUAUUCAACAAAACUGUAUUAUCAAAAAAAUAAAUAAAUAAAAGAAUGAACUA